CUUCCGGAGGUCAAAGGUAGCCGUCCUGUUUGAAAACAUGGAUCCCAAAAAAGUGGAAGGAGGCAGCAUGAGUAGUGAUGGAGACAUUGGAGCAGUGAUGGGAUUCUCUGGGUUUGGAAAGAAAGCCCGAACAUUUGACCUGGAUGCUAUUUUUGAGCAGACACGUCGCACAGCUAUUGAAAGGAGUCAACAUGUGCUCGAGGAGAGGCUAAGGGAGGCCUCGGUGGAUGAGCAAGGCGAGAGCUCAAAAUCACUGAAACAGUCGACCUACAGUCAGAAAAAUAAGAAAGCUUCCGCUCGACAGAAGGAUGACAGCGAAUCAGAUGCUUCCUCAGAUUCAGAGGUCAUUGGUCCACCGAUUCCCUCUCAGUCUGCUGCCCAGGAACAGGAAGAUGAUGAACUUGUGGGUCCUCCUCUUCCACCGGGUUAUACAGGCAGUACGGCUGACAGCGAUGACGAAGAUGAGGAUACACAAGAUGAUGACGAUGAUAACCCAGUGAAAAAGAUCCCAGACACUCAUGAAAUUACUUUGCAGCACGGCACCAAAACAGUGUCGGCUCUUGCCCUGGACCCCUCCGGAGCCCGCCUGGUGACUGGUGGAUACGAUUAUGACGUGCGGUUCUGGGAUUUUGCCGGGAUGGACCAGGCCCUGCAGGCUUUCAGAUCCCUGCAGCCGUGCGAGUGCCAUCAGAUCAAGACGUUGCAGUACAGCAUCACGGGCGACGUCAUCCUUGUGAUAUCUGGCAGCGCACAAGCCAAAGUGCUGGACCGCGAUGGCUUCAAUGUCAUGGAGUGCAUCAAGGGAGACCAGUACAUCGUGGAUAUGGCAAACACCAAGGGACACACAGCGAUGCUGAACUGCGGCGACUGGCACCCGAAGAUGAAAGAAGAGUUCAUGACCUGCUCCAACGACGGCACGGUGCGCACAUGGGACGUGAAGUCGGAGAAGACGCACAAGUCUGUGUUCAAGCCGCGCUCCUUCCAGGGGAAGAAGGUCGUCCCCACGUGCUGCACCUACAGCCGCGACGGGAAGCUCAUCGCAGCGGGCUGCCAGGACGGCUCCAUCCAGAUCUGGGACAGAAAUCUCAGCGUCCACACAAAGUUCCACUGUCGGCAGGCCCACACUCCAGGAUCAGACACUUCGUGCCUCGCCUUCUCCUACGACGGAACGACUCUGGCGUCACGUGGAGGUGACGACACGCUGAAGACGUGGGAUAUCCGCAACUUCAGGAAGCCCGUGCACGUAGCGACUGGACUCACCAACUACUUCUCCAUGACCGACUGCUGCUUCAGCCCAGACGACAAGCUCCUCGUAACGGGGACAUCGGUGAGGAAGGACGAGGGAAGCGGGAAGCUGGUGUUCUUUGACCGACUUUCCUUUCAGAGGGUCUACGACAUCGAAGUCACCAAUGCAAGUGUUGUCCGCUGCCUGUGGCAUCCGAAACUUAACCAGAUAAUGGCGGGUACUGCGAACGGGCUGGUCAAGGUGUAUUAUGACCCAGUUAAAAGCCACAGGGGGGCGAAGCUGUGUGUCGUGAAGAGCAAGCGCAAAGAAAAGCACGCGGAGACGCUCACACAGGAUUACAUCAUCACGCCUCACGCCUUACCCAUGUUCAGAGAGGCCCGGCAGAGGAGCACACGCAAACAGCUGGAGAAGGACCGACUCGACCCGAGAAAAUCCCACAAACCCGAGCCCCCCGUGUCCGGACCAGGCCGAGGAGGAAGAGUGGCAGCUCACGGCGGCACGCUGUCCUCGUUCAUCGUGAAGAACAUCGCUUUGGAUAAAACGGAUGACAGCAACCCGCGAGAGGCCAUCCUGCGCCACGCCAAGGAAGCCAUGGAGAACCCGUACUGGGUCGCCCCGGCAUACAAAAAAACCCAGCCAGAGCCCAUGUUUGCAGAGGAAUCAGAGGAGGAUGAAGAAGCCGAGAAAGAACCCGAGUGGAAAAAACGCAAAAUCUGACAGCCUUCAUAGGAUAGUAGACAGGGUGAGCAGUCGAUAACAGAACAUGAAACUGUGCAUAGGAGCAUCACUUCAGUUCCUGAUCUGUCCUCCUCUUUUAUUCUGCUGCACAGUAGACUUCUUUUAUUUUUUUAUUUAACCGUGGAAGCGUAAUAUCUUUACAGGAAAACGUUGCCUGCAUUGUAAUUCGCGAGCCACUGGAAGAACUUGGCUAUUUAAGUCUGUUUUGAUUAUGAGGACUUUACCCUCAUCAUUUCCAUUGUCCUCUCGCCCCACAUCUCCAGAGUCUGCUAAUGCCUCAUAAAUCGGCUCCAGAUUUUUGCGGCCUGGAGUUGUUUAUCACAAUAAAGAGACGUUUUAAAGUUACUAGAACAUAAAUAGCAAAGCAGUAACACACACACACAAAAAAACGGGGUGUUUUUAAAACUUUGACAGCUUUUAAGAUGUGCAUUUUUGGGUUGUGAUUCAUCAAACACUCACAGGUAUUAUAGUUAUUUCUGUGCUCCCUGUUUUCCAGCUCAACCCCGUGAAUAAAGGGAUUUCUUCUCGUAUUGUGAAACGGUGAUGUGUUUUACCCAAAGCGAGGCAGACUGACAUGUGUUUUACCAGCUGAUCAAAGGAAUACUUCGGUUUAAUGCCUUCUCUGCGUGGCAGCGAGUCAAACCUGGAAACGGGAGGCGUACGGGCUACUUUCACCACAACCGUUAAAGACAUUUAAUGAUGAGUCACGGUUUAGUUUUAAAUUGAAUUCUUGGUCCUGUAGUGCUCACCACCCACGUUUGAAGGUCAGCGAACUGAGGUUUAUAUAAUGGAUACAUUAAAUUUCCUCUGAUAGGCCUCUGAAGGCCGUUUAAUUAAUUGGCCAAAAUCCAGUUUUAAAUAUCGUCGUGUUUAUUGAGGUACUGUUACUUUUACACCUGAUCUGAGUCUUUGAGCACAUAUUAAAAAAAAAAACGUCUCGUAUUAGGAAUCUUUUGAGUGACCUGUGAACAAUCAGAAAUAUUUAAACUGACAGAAAAAAAAAAAAAACCUCAAUUUAAAGUUUUAAUGAGAACCAUGGUGGUUUUCUGUAUUGUCUUUCUCUCUGGAAUAGAACUUUGUUUUCCGAGUGAAGCAAGAAGUCACAUCCCACUAAAGAAAUCGAAAAAUCAUCACAACGUCAAGAUUUCACCAUAAAUGUGCCGUUUUCACCGCGGUUCCUCGGCCAUAUGCUCCCCUCUGAUCCGCUGAUAUUAUGUUUCAGAUGCAUGACGGUUCUCAGUCUUGCGUGCCACAUGUUUCAUCCAGCUUUGUGUCUCUGCUCAGUGUCUUUUAAAGGGUGAAACCCGUACGCCGAUCUUUUUUUUUACCCAACAAAAAUUACGAGAAGACAAUUAAACGCCGGCGCGCUGGCGGUCGUCCCGCGGCAGUAAAACGUGAGACAAAGACAUACCAGAGCAAGAAAUAUGGAAGGACCCAAACAAUGAGGGAUGUAUUUAAGAGCAUGGAGUAAGUAGAGCUGGGCUUCACGGGGAGAGGAGAGGCUGACGUCUCGCUCCUCUGGAGAAAGAUUCCCAGCAGGCAGCGGGAGAUGAGCGACUCGAGUCGUGAAACAGUAGAAGGAAAAGUGAGUCUCUUCAUGCAGCUCAAACUAUGGCCUGUUCAAAUAGAGACUCAGUGGAGGUUUAGUUCACCUUUUCUUUUGAAGAAUUGGGACCAAAAUGAUUCGAGGAAACUGAACAACUGGCUAAAAGAAGCAGCCACCAAAAAUGAUCCAACUUGUGGAAUCAAUGUCAGGUAAAUUCAAAUUCUCAAAGAAAAAAAAAAACAAAGGCAGACACUACUUUUCACUGGUUC
Molecule: messenger RNA, 3799 nt
Organism: Salarias fasciatus (jewelled blenny)
Lineage: Eukaryota; Metazoa; Chordata; Actinopteri; Blenniiformes; Blenniidae
Gene: wdr70
Product: WD repeat domain 70
Exons: 18
Coding region: 38-1963 (641 amino acids)
Cellular component (GO): site of double-strand break; nucleus
Molecular function (GO): protein binding
Source: RefSeq, a predicted model, not a curated record